Drosophila biarmipes is the source of this 559-nucleotide messenger RNA. RefSeq lists its product as uncharacterized. Bases 14 to 559 code for a protein of 181 amino acids. The record is from RefSeq and is a predicted model, not a curated record. The transcript has a single exon. NCBI's taxonomy places the organism in Eukaryota, Metazoa, Arthropoda, Insecta, Diptera, Drosophilidae.
AAUAUGUGUUCUGAUGUGUCUCGGCUGUCCAGUCUGGGGAAGCUUUCAUCAUGCUCCCUCGGCGGUGGGUGUUCCCGUGGGAGUGCCAGUGCCAGUGCCAGUUCCGGUGCCCUCUCCAUAUCCGGUUCCUUCUCCAGUGGCUGUGCCUGCUCCAGUGGCCGUGCCCGUUUCCGAUACUGUGACAGUACCAGCCGCUUUUGCCUAUGGCACUGCUCAGCACUAUGCUCCUGCUCCUGCUCCUCCUCCUCCUGCGAUCUUCAAAUACUCAACGGCCUAUGCUGCCCCACAGCCAGUCAUCAAGUACUCCCUGGGCGCUCCAGUGACCACUACCACCACCACUUACACGGGAUUUGCUGCACCUCCGACUGCUCAUUUUGCAGCAGCACCACCGCCACCACAAUUCGUGGCCAGAUAUGCUGCCCAGCCCACAGGUUACCAGUUUGCCGCCGCCCCCUCCUUCGGAAGAUAUAAACUCCACUUCGGAGCACCACCAUCUCACCAUUCUCCAGCUGCUGUCUAUGGAGCUCCGCCGGCGACAUUUAACGCGCAGGGCUGGUAA